Caretta caretta (loggerhead turtle) is the source of this 2852-nucleotide messenger RNA. RefSeq names its product solute carrier family 16 member 9 (gene SLC16A9). The record is from RefSeq and is a predicted model, not a curated record. Lineage: Eukaryota; Metazoa; Chordata; Testudines; Cheloniidae. Gene Ontology annotation, biological process: transmembrane transport; monocarboxylic acid transport. Gene Ontology annotation, molecular function: monocarboxylic acid transmembrane transporter activity.
UAGUUCCAACCGGUUCGGACCAGCCCGGCUGUCCGGCCCCGCGCGGAGCAGCGGCCCCUGCCCGGAACGCGCAGGGGCAGCCGCUCGCCCAAAACCAUAAAUAGGCGGCGGCUGCCCCGCUGUCAGCAGCCAGUGCCGGGCUGUGCCGCGUCCCCGGUGCGCUGCCGGCUGCACCCGGGGGGACCGCAGUGCACAGAGGCCAGCCGGCUCCAGGCCCUACUGCAAUUGAGAUUUUCCAUAAUUUGUUAUAAAACAAGGAAGAAGAUCAUGAGAAUUGGUGGUUAUAAAACAUUGCAUCAAUUCAUAGAAAAGGAAACGGACAGAUACCUGUGCACUUGUUGAGAGAACUGACAACAGAAGGAGCAGAUAUGGAUUCUGAUAUCCAGGCUUCAUGACUUGGCUCCCCAGCAUAUCACUACUCAAACAGACUCCAUACUUUGACUCUUAUAUUGAUGCUCUGCAGAUCUGCUUAUUCUGUCUGCUGAAACAAUGGGCCUGAUGCAAACUCUACGAAUGCUUCAGCAGCUGCUGCAAACUUAAAAAAAACCCAGCAGGAAGACAAGUCUAGAACUGCUGUGGAAAUCAAGAUAGGGAAUGAAUAACUCCAAGGAAGCUGACUAGGGAGCCAGAAUGACUGCAGGAGCUGCCAGUGUUUGGUGAUUCCUGCAGAACUUGGAAACACUUCAGGUGCUCUGAGCUGAUGAUAAGGGAGAAGCCAAGGUAGAAUUACCCAGUGGAACUAGAGUUAUAUAUUCUAGAAGGUUGAAAGAGUCUAGAUCAUCUUCUAGCCGGCACUAGAAAAUGGUAUUGCUGAAGUCGCCAGAUGGUGGAUGGGGCUGGGUGAUUGUCCUUGUUUCCUUCUUUACUCAGUUCUUCUGUUAUGGGUCUCCAUUAGCAGUUGGAGUCUUGUAUCUAGAAUGGCUGGAUACUUUUGGAGAGGGGAAAGGAAAGACUGCUUGGAUUGGAUCCCUUGCAAGUGGAGUUGGAUUACUUGCCAGUCCUGUCUGUAGUGCAUGUGUGUCUUAUUUUGGAGCAAGACCUGUGACAAUCUUCAGUGGUUUUAUGGUGGCUGGGGGCCUGAUGAUGAGCAGUUUUGCACCAAAUAUAUAUUUUCUGUUUUUUUCAUAUGGAAUUAUUGUUGGGCUUGGCUGUGGCUUAUUAUAUACAGCAACAGUAACCAUCACCUGUCAGUAUUUUGAUAAACGCAGAGGCCUUGCACUUGGUUUGAUUUCAACAGGUUCAAGUGUUGGACUUUUUAUAUAUGCAGCAUUACAAAGGGAACUCAUUGAGCUAUAUGGACUAGAUGGAUGUUUGCUAAUAGUUGGCGCAUUAUCGCUAAAUAUACUAGCAUGUGGCAGUCUAAUGAGACCUUUGGAGUUAUCUGAUUCCCCUUUGCCAGAAAAGUCAUGCCUAGAAAAAGUUGCAGAUCAAUACUUGAUUUACCAUGAGAAAGAAAAUGUUGAAGAAAAUACAAGCAUCCUAGAAAAGGACUACAAUGAAGAAAAAUGUGUGAAUAUGUCCAGUCGUGAAUGCAAACAGGAUAGCAUUUUAAAUAAGAAUGGAUUAAUAUCGAUACAUGCAAAAGAGACAGACACUUAUAAACAGAAAGUUGUAGAACAAACAUACUUUUGCAAACAGCUUGCAAAGAAGAAGUGGCAACUGUAUUUAAACUACUGGGAGGAAACCUUGUUUCUUUUUAAAAACAAAGUAUUCUCAUCACUUUUUAUUGCCAUCUUACUUUUUGACAUUGGUGGAUUUCCUCCUUCGCUGCUUAUGGAAGAUGUAGCAAGAAGUUCAAACAUUAGUGAAGAAGAAUAUGUUAUGCCUCUUAUCUCCAUUCUAGGGAUUAUGACUGCAGUUGGUAAACUUGUUUUAGGAGUACUGGCAGAUUUUAAAUGGAUUAAUACUUUAUACCUAUAUGUAAUUACCUUAAUAAUGACUGGCGUGGCCUUGGUUGCAAUUCCAUUUGCGAAAAGUUACAUUUUACUGGCAAUACUUUCUGGAAUUUUAGGUUUUCUCUCUGGGAAUUGGUCAAUUUUUCCAUAUGUAACCACAAAGACUGUGGGAAUUGAGAAAUUGGCACAUGCAUAUGGGAUAUUAAUGUUCUUUGCUGGACUUGGAAAUAGCCUUGGACCACCAAUUGUUGGUUGGUUUUAUGACUGGACACAGACAUAUGACAUUGCAUUCUGCUUUAGUGGACUUUGUGUUCUGCUGGGUGGAUUUCUUCUGUUGGUGGCAGCUCUGCCAUGCUGGGACAACUGUAAUAAUCAGAGUGCAAAGCCACCUCCAAAUAUUUACUCCUACACAGUUGCAUCUAGUGUUUAAAUGGCAGCUGGAAAACACUUCAAUGCCUUUUUAUAGCAUGUACUAUAUAGCAAAAUAUUUUAGUAAUUUUUCCACUUAUGAAAUACAAAAAUCCUUUUACAAAUAGAAAAAAAUCCAAUGAUACUUGACAUUUGGAAUAAAUUAGGCCUCUUUUUUUAAUGGAGAAGGAUGGACUAAUGUCUCCCUUCAAAGGUUUCCAAUAGCUGUACAACAAGAGUCUUGGGGGGUUGGGGGGGGGGGGAACAAACCUUAUCACCUAGAAUGCAAUACGUUGGUGAGGUGCUUAUAUCAUGGUAAGGUCAAUGUUUCCUUUUUUAAGGUUCCCCGCUUUAUUGUAAAGUGCUAAUGAGAAAAAACUUCUAUUGCAUAACUGAAGUGAACAUUAUGGUAACAUUUAACAUUCUGCAUACCACUGCAAACUAAGAUGCUAUGCUACAAAUAUUUUGCUGCACGCUUUUUGAAAUUUGUUUAAAAACUGUUGAACCAAAAUCUUUCAAACCAAGGAAUAAAUAUGAUUGUUGAAACCA